CUCGCCCUCUACAUCCUCCAUGAUUUCACCUUGUUCCGACGGCGAUGUUGGCCUAUCAUGAUUAACUGGCCAAUAACCCCGCCGCCUAGUAGCUUUAGUCGGCUUGCUGGCGCAUAUAGACCUCGGAACCGAUCUUGCAUGUGGAAGCGUUCCCCAAUCGCUAUUUUAGGGAGGGGAGGACCCAAGUGGCCGGAACGCCAUCAUCAUGAUGGGGUAAAUAUAUAUUUAAAUAAUCCAAUUGCGGGUCCGUUUUAUAACAUCAACCGUCAACCCCAAACCUUCAUUGUUCACGAAUUAUCUCACCGCAGCGUCUCUCUUCUGAGUGGGAAAGUAAAGGCUUCUAUCUAACAUAUCAAUCUGAUAACCGCCAAUUAAUUUUAAGAAAUAUCAGAGAAACGGCCACAAUGUCCCAAGAACGGCGCGAAAGCCAAACCGCCGUGUUCCACCGCAACAUACAUGAUAUCCCCAAGACUGCCGUGGGCGGAGAAGGGAAUUACAUCAUUCUUAAUGAUGGACAGAGAGUCCUCGACUCCACUGGCGGCGCUGCAGUCUCAUGUCUCGGGCACGGGAAUGAACAGGUCAAGGCCGCUAUAACCGCCCAGUUGGACCAGAUCGCAUACUGCCACACGUUCUUCUUUGCGACAGAUGUCUUUGAGGAGUUGGCACACUUCCUGGCAGAUUCAACGGGAGGAAAGCUGUCGAAGCUGUUUAUUAUUAACUCCGGUUCUGAGGCAAUGGAAGUCGCCAUGAAGUUGGCCAGGCAGUAUUAUCUAGAGCUCCAGACACCGCAGCCGCAACGUACCAGGUUCAUUGCUCGCAAGCAGUCGUACCACGGUACUACGCUUGGUUCUCUAUCGAUGGGCGGCCAUCUUACUCGACGAGAGUUGUUCGAGCCAUUAUUACUCCAGAACAUCAGCCAUGUUUCACCCUGCUAUGCGUACCGCGGGAAACGGAGCGGUGAAUCUGAUGCAGAGUACGUCGCUCGGCUGGCGGAGGAGUUGGAUAACGAGUUCCAAAGGGUUGGACCGGAGAGCGUGUGUGCGUUCGUUGCUGAACCAGUUGUUGGUGCAGCUCUGGGCUGCGUUCCCGCAGUUCCCGGGUAUUUCAAGGCAAUGCGAGCAGUAUGUGAUAAGUAUGGCGCACUGCUCAUUCUCGACGAGGUGAUGUCUGGCAUGGGGCGUGUGGGGACACUGCACGCCUGGGAGCAGGAAGAUGUGGUUCCCGAUAUCCAGACAAUAGGCAAGGGGUUGGGCGGCGGAUAUGCCGCCGUAUCUGGCCUGCUUAUCAACGAGCGAGUGGUGGAUGUAAUGGAUAAGGGAACUGGUGCCUUCCGACACGGGCAGACGUAUCAGGGGCAUCCCAUCAGCUGCGCCGCGGCAUUGGCUGUGCAGAAAAUAAUCAAGGAGCAGAACUUGCUAGAGAACAUCAAGAAUAUGGGUUCGCUACUGGAAUCACUGCUGAAAGAGGGCCUUGGUAACCAUCCCAAUGUUGGCGAUAUUCGGGGAAAGGGUCUGUUCUGGGGUAUCGAAUUCGUCAAGGAUAAAGCCACAAAGGAACCCUUUGACUUAAGCCUUGGGAUCGCCACCAAAAUCCAACAGACAUCCAUGACGCCCAAAUAUAGCUUCUCGCUGUAUGGAGGAAACGGAACGGCGGAUGGAGUUCGCGGGGACCAUGUGCUGUUAGCGCCUGCAUAUAAUUCAACGGAGCAGGACAUCAGGACUAUUGCGGGACUAACUAUCAGGGUCAUUGAGGAUGUUUUUGCUGCUGUGAAUGGCGGUGGUUGAUAACAUGUUCCUGUUCAGUACCCGGGGAAGUGUUGCGAUGUAUCUAUUCGACGUCGGGACUUUGGCAAUAUCUAUUCUAGUAAUGAAAUCACCAUGAUAUAUACCAUGGUUGGGGGUUUGCUAAGCAUAUAUUUAUUGUUUUUUGACUGACUAGUUACUCUUAAAACCUUUGCUAGAGCUGACAAAAUAUUUCAGAAAGCCCGAAUGGAUGAAAUAUCAGGUCACCCCGCUGGGCAUUUGAAAAGAAGGAUAUACAUCAUCCUGUAAUUGGUUAGAUCAAACGUACAUACAUACAUUCAUAGUAAUUCCACGGGCGGCUAGGAAGCCAACUUGGUUCCGCACGGAUUUCGUCGAGCGGACGAAGGAUGCUGACGGCUUGGGAAAUCAGAAGAAGGGCUCAUUCUUAGUCCUACCCGCCGCCCAUUGACAGAAUAUCAGAAUUGAAGCCGUGGAUAACCUCUAGUUAGCUCGAGUGAGCGCACACUUCCAACUCAGUUAUAUCCCAUGUGAUACAGCUAGGGAGAAUAAGCAAAGCAGGUUUAGAGGUGCG
Molecule: messenger RNA, 2334 nt
Organism: Blastomyces dermatitidis ER-3
Lineage: Eukaryota; Fungi; Ascomycota; Eurotiomycetes; Onygenales; Ajellomycetaceae
Product: aminotransferase
Exons: 4
Coding region: 405-1784 (459 amino acids)
Cellular component (GO): cytosol
Molecular function (GO): transaminase activity; pyridoxal phosphate binding
Source: RefSeq, a predicted model, not a curated record